Molecule: messenger RNA, 2532 nt
Organism: Apus apus (common swift)
Lineage: Eukaryota; Metazoa; Chordata; Aves; Apodiformes; Apodidae
Product: butyrophilin subfamily 1 member A1-like
Exons: 11
Coding region: 211-1689 (492 amino acids)
Molecular function (GO): protein binding
Source: RefSeq, a predicted model, not a curated record
CUUUCCUGGAGCCCCUUCAGGCACUGGAAGCUGCUCUAAGGUCUCCCUGGAGCCUUCUCUUCUCCAGGCUGAACACCCCAACUCUCCCAGCCUGUCUCCAGAGCAGAGCUGCUCCAGCCCUCCCAUCAUCUCCGUGGUCUCCUCUGGACUCACUCCAGGAGCUCCAUGUCCUUCUUGUGUUGAGGACUCCAAAACUGGACCCAGCACUGCAUGAGGGGUUGUGCAGCAGUGAAGAGGAUGCUCCCCAGUUCCCACCUCCACUGCUCUCUGCCAGCUUUUCUCAUUUAUGGUCUCAUAUUCCACGUUUGUGAACUGCAGCAAGCUCCACUCAACGUGACAGGACCCCCUGGCUCCAUCACCGUGGCCGUGGGCAAGGAUGUGGUGUUGCCCUGCCACUUCUCCCCGGGGCAGAGCGGGGACCUGGAGGUGACGUGGUUUCGGGAGCACUUCUCGCCCUUUGUGCAUCGCUACAAGGGGGGCCAGGACCAGUACGGGGAGCAGAUGCUGCAGUUCCAGGGCCGCACGGAGCUGCUGCGGGGCGGCCUUGCCAGGGGCAGCGUCGACUUGAAAAUUUUCCGUGUCCAGCUGUCUGACAGAGGGAAUUACACCUGCUUUAUUCACCGUGACUCAGAUUACGACGAGGCUGUGGUGGAGCUGAAGGUGACAGCCAGUGGCUCUGCCCCUGUCCUGGCCCUGCAGCAUUACCAGGAUGGGGGGAUCCGGGUGUCCUGCCGCUCGGCCGGCUGGUUCCCGCAGCCCCAGCUGCUGUGGCAGGAUCCCCAGGGCCAGCACCUCCCGUCCCUCUCGGAAAGUGUCACCCAGGACCAGAGCGGCCUCUUCACAGCAGAAAGCAGCAUCAUCCUUGCCAAGGGUGUGAGGCAGGAGCUCUCCUGCUCGGUCCGACAUGCCCUGAGCAGCCAAGGACAGGGAUCAGCUCUUCACAUCUUAGAUCCCUUUUUCCUGAACGCCCAUCCUUGGAUAACUGCCCUGGGCACUGUCCUGGUUGCUGUGGUUGCUCUUCUUAUUGUCACUGUUUAUCUCCUGAAAAUUAAAGGAAAGCAGGAGAAAAAAAUAGCGAUGCAGGAGGCAGCGCUACGGGAUCGUGAUGUAGAAAUUGAAAAGCAAGUUGGAGAACUUGCUUGGAGAAGAUACGCAGUGCCUAUAGAAGAAGUGAAGGUGGUCCUGGAUCCAGACACAGCCCACUGUGACCUGGUCCUGUCUGUUGACUGCAAAAGCGUGAAGCGCAAAGACACGCGGCAGGACGUCCCCGACAUCCCCCAGCGCUUCAACCCCUGGCGCUGCGUCCUGGGCUGCCAGGGCUUCACCUCGGGGAGGCACUGCUGGGAGGUGGAGGCUCUGGACGGAGGAGGAUGGACCGUGGGGGUCUCCAGAGAAGAUGUGAAGAGGAAGGGAGAAAUUGAGUUUAAACCAGAGGAGGGCAUCUGGGCAGUGGGGCAGUGGGCAGGGCAAUUCCAAGCUCUCACGGCCCCGAAUCGCACUCUUCUCCCUGAAAUCCAGACUCCCAAGCGGAUCCGGGUCUCUCUGGAUUAUGAAGAGGGUCGGGUGGCAUUUUUCAGUGUUGAUGAGGAGAUUCCCAUCUUCACGUUUCCACUCGCGUCAUUUGAAGGAGUAAGAGUCUACCCCUGGGUCUGGCUGGGUCCUGGGACAUGGCUCAAAAUGUGGCCCUGAUGAAGUGGAGGGAGUAAGAAAAGGCUUUUUUAGGGAAUCUCGGGAGUUCGGACUACAGGAGGGAUUUAGGCUGAAAGGAACUUGUGGAGUUUUCUGUUGCAACCACCUGCUCACAGCAGGGCUAACCUCAGAACUGGUGUAGGUGUCUUUGCACCUUGUUCAGCUGAACUGUGUAGGCUCUCCAAGGGUGGAGAACUUGUUACUUCUCUGGACUCUGUCCUGGUGCUGUACCUCCUUUGAGAGGAAGAAUUAACCCUUUCUUUUUGAACCAUAGAAUCACAGAAUGGUUUGAGUUGGAAGGGGCCUUUGAAGGCCACCUAGUCCAACCCCCUGCAGUGAGCAGUUACAUCUUCAGCCAGAUCAGGUUGCUCAUAGCCCCAUCUGGCCUGAACUUGAAUGUUUCCAGGGAUGGGGCUUGUACCACCUCUUUGGCCAACCUGUGCCAGUGUUUCACCAACGUCAUUAAAUUAUUUCUUCCUUAUAUCUAGUCUAAAUCUCCCUUGUCCUCUAACAACAGGCACAGCUAAAAAAUCUGUCCCAUCGUUCUUACAGGCUCCCUUUAAGUACAGAAAGGCCUCAGUAAGGUCACUUUGGAGCCUCUUCUUCCUCAGGCUGAACAACCCCAAGUCUCUCAGCCUGUCCUCAUAGCAGAGGUUCUCAAGCCCUCUGAGCAUCUCUGUGGCCUCCUCUGGACUCACUCCAACAGCUCCAAUGGUCAGUUUCCCCACUUGCUAGUCAUGACUGUCACCUUUCAUCCUCACUCUCUACCUGUUGGACAAUGCUUCAACAGAAAAAAUGCUCCUGCAACAGGGAUUACUUCUGAAAUGUACAGAAUAAAGUUAC